AUGGCCGCACAACGUCUUUCGAGCAUCGUCUCGCAACUCACUCCAGGCCAGAAGCCCAUCGACAAAAUCACAUCGAAGAACCCCGACGAUAUCGUCAUCACGCUCGCCAUCCGUACACCGCUCACGAAGGCUGGCAAGGGUGGCUUGAAGGAGACUCCUCUCGAUGGCCUGGCAUUCAAGAUCUUGGAGCAAGUCCGACGAAAGAGCAACCUCGACCCGCAGAUGGUAGAAGAUAUCUGCAUGGGUAAUGUCUCCGACGCAAAGGCAGCCUACUACGUCCGCGCAGCCACUCUCGCCGCAGGCUUCCCGAACACCACAUCCGCAUCCUCCGUGAACCGCUUCUGUUCUUCAGGUCUCAAGGCUGUCCAGGACAUUGCGAAUCAGAUCAGCUGCGGUAGCAUUGAGAUCGGUAUUGCAAUGGGUGCGGAACAUAUGACCAGUGGAGGUGAUCGCCUCACCCGACCUUUCGUCGAUGAGAUCAUCAACUCGAACCAGGAUGCUGCGGAUUGCUUGCAGCCCAUGGGUCAGACAUCUGAGAACGUUGGCAAAGACUUCAACAUCUCCCGUGAGCAGCAGGACAGGUAUGCUGCUGAGUCUUAUAGGCGUGCUGAGGCCGCUCAGAAGGCUGGCUGGUUCGAUGACGAGAUCACGCCAAUCACUGUGAAGAUUGAUGGCAAGGAUGUGACCAUCAACCGUGAUGAGGGUAUCCGACCAGGCACCACUUUCGAGGGUCUGAACAAGAUUCGCCCUGCCUUCCCAGAUUACGGUGAUCGCAGCACUGGUGGCAACAGCAGUCAGGUCACCGACGGCGCAGCGGCUGUGCUGCUGAUGAAGCGCUCCAAGGCUCUCGAGCUCGGCCAGCCAAUCUUGGCCAAGUUCGUCGGUGCUACUGUUGCCGGCCUCGCGCCACGCAUCAUGGGUAUCGGCCCAACCAUCGCCGUGCCAAAGCUCUUGACCAAGUUUGGCAUCACGAUCGACGACUGCGAUAUUGUCGAGGUCAACGAGGCUUUUGCUUCCAUGGCCUGCUACUGCCGUGAUACGCUCAAGCUCGACUGGAAGAAGAUGAACCCUCGUGGCGGUGCUAUUGCUCUUGGCCACCCGUUGGGAUGCACUGGCGCAAGGCAAAUCGUGACCGGUCUGUCCGAGUGCCGAAGACAGAAGGCCAAGAUCCUCUUGACGUCGAUGUGCAUCGGUACUGGUAUGGGUAUGGCUGGUUUGUUUGUCAACGAGCAAUUGUAG
Messenger RNA from Recurvomyces mirabilis, 1239 nucleotides. RefSeq lists its product as uncharacterized. The record is from RefSeq and is a predicted model, not a curated record. Bases 1 to 1239 code for a protein of 412 amino acids. Gene Ontology annotation, molecular function: acetyl-CoA C-acyltransferase activity. Gene Ontology annotation, cellular component: peroxisome. Gene Ontology annotation, biological process: fatty acid beta-oxidation; phenylacetate catabolic process. NCBI's taxonomy places the organism in Eukaryota, Fungi, Ascomycota, Dothideomycetes, Mycosphaerellales, Teratosphaeriaceae. The transcript is spliced from 3 exons.